UACGACGAAGAGAAGAAACUAAGUUUAAUUCGGACGUAAAGAACUUAGAACGAAUAAAGUAAAAUAAUAUAGACACAACCGAGUGAAUAUAUGAAAACAAGAAACUGUAUCUUUUGUACCGUAUAGCUUUUUUUUAAAAGAUAUAACUGAUUCUUCGAUAAGAUUUUCUCUGUCAGAGAUUCUCUAUAAUUUCUAAUUGUGACAGUUUCUUGUUUUCAUAUAUUCACUCGGUUGUGUCUAUAUUAUUUUACUUUAUUCGUUCUAAGUUCUUUACGUCCGAAUUAAACUUAGUUUCUUCUCUUCGUCGUAUUUUACGUCAAUUAUCAAUACAAUACGUGUAUACAAACAAAGGGAGAAAAGGACCGAAAAAAGAUGAAAUAUAUUGUUCGCCAUAGGUCAUAACCGUAGAUUUAACAUUGAGCUGUAGACGUCUGUUAUUCCAAUUUCGUUGUCAAUUUUUUCUAAAAAUUGUCAUGCUACUGAUGAAGACGAUGGUAAACAUCAAAAAAUAAUAAAUAAUAAUUGUACUAAUAAAAGUAUAGUAAAAAGUAUAUUUUAUUAAUUAAUGUGCUGUAGUACCAAUAAAUUUUGUAAAGAUUUUCUACAUGUGUAUGAUAUUGUUUUGUCUUUCAGCAUGUACAUAUACAUUUAAUUUACUAUUUUUAGACUUGUACUUUUUUGGCGUUGUUCGUGCGUUAAGUUUUACACGUAUAAACAAUUGCUUGUGUGUUUGUUUUCUGGCUUGUUUGGUUUAAUCUUUCAUUUAUUUAUUUUAACGAAUAUCGAUAGAAAUGUCAAAAAGAAAUUUACAGGAUGGUAGUGAUAAUCCGGGAAAGAAAAUGUACGCAGAAAAGCGCAUUCUUGUUUUUCUUUUAUUUACUAUAAUAAUGUUUACUUUUCUCUUCAUUUUAGUGUUAAGCAAGGAAUGAAAGAAAACAUGAAUACGACAUCGAAUAUUCAUCAAAAUCAAACUGUUCCUCCUCCAGAUACAUUUUCAAGGGUAAAAAGCAGUGACUAUUAUCAGUUGGCAGAGUGUGUCCUACUUCGAUGAGAAUUUGAAAGAAUUAGUGUGUUGCUCAUCUUUCAUGGACGUUUUAGAUUUUGUAGCAUACUAAUAUGCUGUGAAUUCAUUUUUUGUUUCAGAUCACAACUGAAGGACGAAUGUUGAAUGAACAUGAAACGGCUAUAAUAUGUUUAAAUCAAAUAUUUCCUUUAAAACAUUUGAAUCUGAUGUUUCAGUUAGAUCGUCAAUUAGAUAUUUGUCUAAAAGAUCGCUAUAUUGAUAUACGCAAUAUUGUUCGAAUUGUUUAUGGUUGUACAUAUGAAAGUGACAAAAUUCAAGCUUAUUUAAAUACACUAAGACAAGAUACAGCGAGUGGUGGACAACUUUCAUUUGUAGUAGAAAAUCUUCAAGAAAUAAUAAACGAUUAUUCAAACAGAGAUGUUCACUGGGGUUGUGGUAUCACACCAAGAAGAAUUGCAGAUGAAAAUGCUCCUGGUAGAUUUCGUAGUGUAUCAUUUUGUGAAAAACAUUUGGCAAACAAUAGUAAAGUUAGUGUUCAAGCGGUUGAUGCAGAUAAAGAUUAUGAAUUAACUGAUUGUAAUGUUUCAAGAGAAGAACGGUAUACUGGUCGUGAAACAUCUUACGGUAUUAUCAUAUCUAUGUAUAAUUGUGGUAUUAUCAUUAGUUAUGAUGAACUGUAUCGUUCAGAAAGUACAAUCAGAGUUUUACAUCAUUUGUUUGAAACACUUAAACAAUUCACAGCAACAUCCCGGGUUCCAAAAUAUUUAAUAUAUGACAAUGCGUGUGGACUUUGGUUAACGUUAAAUGCUCGUAUCAAAAAUAAGAAAAUUAUUGAAACGUCAAUAUCUCAAGUAAUACAUAAAAUGACUUUUGUUGUUGACAAAUAUCAUAUACAAAAUCAUAAAAGAGAUAUAUGUCAAAAAGAAACAAAUCCUAAAACAUAUCCCGAACUUGAACAUAUCAACACGCAGGUCUGCGAACAAACAAAUGCAAAAUUAAAAUAUUAUGGAAACGCUGGUUCCUCAUAUUCUGAACCAACUAGUGCAAUUUUUUACUUACUUUUGUUUCAUCAAAUAAAUUGUGAUCGGCUUGGUUUAUCAAUUUUCGAUAAAUUCAGUGAAAAAAUCGAAAAAGAUAUAUCUGGGCAUGAUGGUAUUGAUGAGACAGAAAUUCCAACAGAAAGUUGA
This is a messenger RNA of Didymodactylos carnosus, 2211 nucleotides long. The record is from the annotation of a GenBank genome assembly. Lineage: Eukaryota; Metazoa; Rotifera; Eurotatoria; Philodinida; Philodinidae.